Messenger RNA from Aspergillus affinis, 633 nucleotides. Its product is annotated as fungal Zn binuclear cluster domain-containing protein. Lineage: Eukaryota; Fungi; Ascomycota; Eurotiomycetes; Eurotiales; Aspergillaceae. Bases 1 to 633 code for a protein of 210 amino acids. The transcript has a single exon. The record is from RefSeq and is a predicted model, not a curated record.
AUGAUGGUAUUUGACCCCUCGCUCGACGCGCUUACAGAAGAUCGAAACGAUCUCGGGCUGCCGCUAUAUUUCGAAAAGCCCACAAAUCAACCAGAAGAAACCAUUCUGCAGACCUCCUACGGGUUCUUUCUCCUCAUUGCCGACAUCACUAGGCAAUCUCGGCUAUCUAGACCGCUCGACCGCGCCGAGGUCCUCAAAUGGCGGAGCCUAGAUCGCGAGCUAUCGCGCUGGAUCGGGCUCACUUCCUCUGCGGACAUGACUCUUGGACUAUGUUACCUGGCAGUCUGUAUCCUGCUCCAGAAAACGAAUCCAGGCAUAACUUCAGCUGAGCGAAGCCGGCGAGUGCGCUCGUGUUUGGAGGAAGGGUUGCCGCGACUUCCCCUCUUGAAUAUAGAAUGUUACCCACCUGUGUAUCUGCUAUGGCCGGUGGCCAUCCUCGGGGCCGUUGCCGCAAGCCUCGACGAGAGAAACAUUGUUCAAGAUUGCAUCGGCCUCGUUGUUGCCAAGAAGUUAGGGGGGCAGGGCGCGUGGGUGCAGAAGAGAUUGGCGCGAAUUUGGAAGGCCACCAGCUCUGCCUUUACGUCACCAGAACCAAAUCUUGCCGGACUGCAAAGUCUGCUUGACGGGACGUGA